AUGUCGACACCUAGAGCGAUCGCACGGCGUUUGCGGAGCCAGGCAAAGCCCGCACUGCGACUCUACUGCCAGGUGUGUGAACGACAGUUCCGCGACCAACGAGCGCUGGACACCCACCAGGCGGGUCGAGCACACCAGGAGCGCGUCAUUGCUCUAGCUGGCAAUGAAAGUGCCUGUCGUGCGCUUUUCUCGGAACGCUUUUUUUCCCAGUUCUUGCUGGCACUCGCUCAGCUCAGUCGGACGUCUCAGUUUCCAGACCGACGCGUGCAGGCAACGAAAGUGUAUGACUACGUCACUCAGGACCCUAGACACGUGCGGCUUCACGCUACGCGCUGGCAAAGUCUCCGACGCUUCUUGCAGUGGCUCUUGGCCCAUUGUCCAGACCGAGUAGUUUUCGUAUCAGAAGGAGAAACGUCGCCGCAUACCAGCGCAGUCGUUCGUCUGCAGCCGGAGCGUGUUUGGCUCGUCUCCAUCCAAGACACCGUUCAUGGCAACGUAUCAAAGGCCCCCGGAAUUCCGCUUUCGAAUAAGAGCAUCCUGGAGCUCCAUGAGCGCCGUUUGGGUACCAACCUCCCUCAGGUCGCGAGGAGUAGCGUCACAGCUGCGGAAGCGCACGUCGCCCAGUCGGCAGUCUGCGAGUCGGAACGAGACAUUGUCGACGUCCAGCGUCUUGUAAUGGAAUUCGAUUCAUGGAACCCGCCUCCUACCAGAGCGACGAGGCUUGCAGCCCAGCACAUGCCUGCACAAGUGCUGCACUCCAUGGACAAAUCGUGGAUACCGCGGUAUCAGGCCGGUGACCUUGUCGUCAUCCGGAACAAAGCGCUGGCGCAGGGCGCGCUCCACGAACGUCUGGGUGUUGUGCUGCAGCAGGCACCCGUGAUGCACGGUUGCGUUGUUGACGUUGUAGUUUCCCUGCUUCCCGCUGAGCCGUUGCUCUACGUCUUGCGUAUGGAUCAGGACGAGCUCGAGCUGGCCGAUGAAGCACGUCGGAGCGGUAUCAAUCCUUGGAUAGACACGAGCCGCCUGCGAGUCUUUGCAUAA
Molecule: messenger RNA, 1041 nt
Organism: Cyanidioschyzon merolae strain 10D
Lineage: Eukaryota; Rhodophyta; Bangiophyceae; Cyanidiales; Cyanidiaceae
Exons: 1
Coding region: 1-1041 (346 amino acids)
Biological process (GO): DNA replication; DNA damage response
Cellular component (GO): nucleus
Molecular function (GO): double-stranded DNA binding
Source: RefSeq, a predicted model, not a curated record